AGAAAGAAAGAGAAGUAGCUGAUACAGAAAAGAAAAUAAAAGAAAGGUGAUUCGAGUCUUCGGCUUUUAGUGUCUCAGAAGAGCUUAUUAGGCUCUCCUAGGACGAGUCGCUGCAGUAAAAUGCCCCUAGGAUUUGUUAACUUGGGACAUCGUUAUGUGUCUGUUUGACUGAUCCAUCUGCCUGCGGCUUGUGUGGGCAAAACCUUACACCAGAUGAAGAAACUGUCCAUGGGAAGGAGAUGCUGAAAAGCUCGAGGAACAUGGCCGUCAUCCCAUGUUCGAUUCUUCUUCUGUUCUCCGUGGUCGCUGUUCAGGUUGGAGGUCUGUUUACGGACGGUCUCGGUUUUAUUUAUCUUGAUUGUGGAUAUGGACGUGAUGCUCAAGCAUAUUACGUGGACCAAUCAUCCGGUAUAACAUACGUGUCUGAUGCUCCUUACAUAGACAGCGGCGAGAUUCAUAACAUAUCCUCAGUAGACGCAUUAGUAAAGCUCCCCCAGCGAUUCCUCACCGUGAGAAGCUUCCCUAGUGGAGCUCGGAACUGCUACACCUUCAAAUCAAUGACCCCACGGCUUAAGUAUCUCAUCAGAGCAUCAUUCUUAUAUGGCAAUUAUGAUUCCAAAAACAGUUCUUCUGUUCAGUUUGAUCUCCAUCUUGACGUCAACUUUUGGAAAACGAUGACUGUGACCAGUAGAAAGGUGAGUUAUUACACAGAAACUAUCAUGGAAGCCACAACCGAUCUGAUAUCAGUUUGCCUGGUGAACACUGGUCGUGGAACUCCCUUCAUCUCUUCGCUACAGCUGAGACCGCUCAACCGCACUAUUUAUCCAGUCGUGAACGCAUCUCUCAGUCUCAUUCUCUCGUCGCGGUUUGACAUGGGGCUGACAGGUGAACCCGUGAGGUUUCCUUCCGAUCCCCAUGAUCGCAUCUGGAAUCCAUAUGCCGACACCUCUUUGACAAAGACAUCGACUAAUCUCCCAGUCGAAAAUCCUGUGGAUGAUCACUUUGAGGUACCUCUUGUCGUGAUGAAUACUGCAGUUGUCCCUGUGAACUCCAACAAAAUGGAACUCAGUUUGCUAACAGAACCUGGAGACCUCGAUGAAUACUAUGCAGUCCUACACUUCUCCGAGCUGAAGCCACUGCUCCAGAAUGAAUCGAGGCAGUUCUUCGUCUACCUCGGAGGAACCUUGCUGAAUGAUGCCAAACCCUUCACCCCGGACUACCUUUCUUCCAGCGCUGUAUACAGCACAAACCCUACUUCAGCACCCACUCACUACAUCUCCCUUGUUGCCACAAGCGAUUCCACCCUUCCACCCAUCCUCAACGCAGCGGAGGUGUUUUCUGCAAUGCAGAACACGAUUGUGCCAUCAGAUAGCAGAAAUGUCGAUGCAAUGGUGGCAAUCAAAGGAACGUAUGCUGUGAAGAGGAAUUGGAUGGGUGAUCCAUGCAUGCCAAAAAUUGCCUACGUAGCUCUCAACUGUGCCAUGCAAUCCUCCACCAAGAGGCCGACGAUGACGGAGGUGGUGAUGCAGCUGAAAGAGAGUUUGGCACUGCAGAGUAAUCUUGAUGAGACCCAACUCGAAGACAGAAACACUCUGAAACUACUUAAAGAACAUGGUGAGAUGCACCAGAUCAGUACGUUUGAGUUCGAAUGUGCAAGCAUUUCAGACAAAGAUGGUCCAUCAGCAAGAUGA
Molecule: messenger RNA, 1691 nt
Organism: Musa acuminata subsp. malaccensis (wild Malaysian banana)
Lineage: Eukaryota; Viridiplantae; Streptophyta; Magnoliopsida; Zingiberales; Musaceae
Source: RefSeq, a predicted model, not a curated record